This is a messenger RNA of Echinostoma caproni, 468 nucleotides long. The record is from the annotation of a GenBank genome assembly. Lineage: Eukaryota; Metazoa; Platyhelminthes; Trematoda; Plagiorchiida; Echinostomatidae.
AUGCCCAAGUGCAACCUUAUCGACUCCCAUAUCCCAACGGCAGAUGAGAACUCAAGACCAAACUACACGCUGCCGACCACUGAACCCAACGGCCAGUUCGUGUUCGCCACACUCAGGUUCGAGUCUGGUGUGGAGCAUCGAUUCAUCAUGGACACGGGAAGCAGCGAAUCUAUCCCACCGAAAUCAGCACUCGCUGCAAUUUGUCCUAAUGUUGUUCUAGCCCCGACUUCUGUGCACAUUCACGGGGUUACUGGCCGUCAGUUGCAAUUACUUGGCGAAACGACGUUGUGCGUUCACUCUGAAUCCGGUAUGUCAACCCCGAUCCGAUUCCUGGUAUCAGCCCACAGUCCGUCUAUUCUGGGCCUUCCAGCACUGCGGCUACUACAAGGAUCCAUCACACUACAUACCAACAACGAUAUGCCAAUCACCCCACAUCUUCUAAAUUUAAUCGUACAGUGUGUCCGGUAA